Messenger RNA from Trichoderma virens Gv29-8, 582 nucleotides. RefSeq lists its product as uncharacterized. Lineage: Eukaryota; Fungi; Ascomycota; Sordariomycetes; Hypocreales; Hypocreaceae. Gene Ontology annotation, molecular function: 2-isopropylmalate synthase activity. Gene Ontology annotation, biological process: L-leucine biosynthetic process. Gene Ontology annotation, cellular component: mitochondrion. The transcript is spliced from 2 exons. Bases 1 to 582 code for a protein of 193 amino acids. The record is from RefSeq and is a predicted model, not a curated record.
AUGACCGCGGCUGUGCUGUGGACGCAAGUGAGCCGGCUCAAACGGCCGGCGAUGAUAGAGAUGAGGGCGAGCGGACGGGUAAUCUCGACUUGGGGACCUUGGGCCUUAAUCUUUACAGACAGUGUACAUAUCCACCCGAACAUUGAAUCUUCAGAUCUCGGCAGCAUCAUUGACACCAUUGAAAACUGUAAAAAGACCCCCGUUCAUCAGCGAGCGCCGUAUGGAGAUUCCUUGGUCGUGUGUGCCUUCAGUGGCUCCCACCAAGAAGCCAUCAAGAAGGGCUUCUCUGCGGCGUGCCUUGGCCGCGAGCUGCUGGCCAAGGAGAUUACCGACCUCUUCGAGGAGACGUACUUCCUCACGGAAAACCCGCGCUUCAGCAUUGUCGACUAUAGCGUUACUACUGACCGAUCCAGAUCACCGGCCCCUGUGGCCCCUAGCAAGAUUCCGGUUACAAAGCAUCUCAUGCGUGUGUUUAACGGCGUCAUCUCCUUUGACGGCAAGAAACUCAAGCUCCAGAGUCGCAGCAACGGUCCUAUUUCCGGUCUCGCCAAUGCCACCAGGAUGUGGUACAGAGCUCACUGA